AUGAUGUCGGAGUGGUCACCGUUGCCAAAAAUGCUUCAUGGGAGGUUUUUGAAGGCCUUUGUGCCUUUUGAAUCGCUUCCCAAGGGAAAGGCCAAGCAAUUUUCCUCAGAACUACAAGACAUACAUCCUGGAGAUGAAUGUUUUAUGUUUGAAACGAAUGGGGAUGAAUGGGCAAGAGGUUAUGUUAUUUCACAACCACUUCUGUCUGAGUUUUCAGCUGCAGCCAUUGAUCUGAACAAGAUCCCUGAAAGAAAAGUUACUUUGGGCGUAUUUCCUAGGUCCUACGUCUUUACAAUUGGAGAGAUCUCUACAGAAGCCUCCCCGAAGCAGACAGAUGAUUCUCUGGAAGAUGUUGACUUUCCCAAUUCGGUCCCCACUCUUUAUGACACUGAACUACAAAUCAAAAGCUCUUCUAAUCCAGAUGAACUUUUGGUGCCUAAAAGUACUGCUUUAACCAAGCCUAACCUGCCCCUAAUACAGUUAAACGACGUUGACCUAUUGGACGAAAUCGUUGCUACUUUAAUUUCUCUUAGUUCCCAUAUAUUCACCAUGUACUCGAUAAACGAGUUGUACUUGUUUCAAAGGUUACAUGAAAUUUAUUUGCAAUUGGAUGAUAUUCGAAUUGAUUUGCAAAAUAAUCUUUUAACCAAAGCUGAGAAGACAAUGGCAAAGAAAAACGCAACUUACUUAAUGGGGACUAUUGUUAAGCUUUUAGCCAGCCGGGGAGACACUAAUGCCGGUGCUAAUCCGAAGUCAAAGCUAACAAGGUCUGACAUUAGUGGCUAUCAAGCAAUUAUGUCACGUUCUCAUGUUACAGGUAACCUAUUGGAUUUUCAGAAAGAUAAGAUUAAUCCUGCUGAGUUGGUCUCCAAUCAACUUUUAUUUGCAUUAUCUCCCAACUAUCCUGUCUCUACCAAAAUCAAUGCUGACUUAACUCCAGAAGAAGAUACUUAUUUGAAGGCUGUUCCAACGUCUCAUAUUUUGGUUGAUGUAAAGAAUGUGAGCGGAUCACUAUCAUUUUUUCCCAAAGGUUACAAUGGAAUGACUGCGUAUAUUUUCCUUAGAACCUCUAAGACUCGUUUAACGGAAGCGUUUUCGAUUCAUAUACGUCCAGGAGAUGAUCUAUCCUUGGAGAAUCUAAGUGCUGCCCUUUUCAAGAAUAUACCUGCAACCGCAACUGAGAGUGGGAAAAUCUAUCUUGUUGCCAUUUUAACGGAGGGUAUCGAUGUGGCAAGUAGAUCUGGGAAGCCUGUUUCCUUGAAUCAAAUCAGAAAAGGAAUUGCUGCUGGAGUCACUGAUGUAUCUAGAAUCUUCUCGAGAUUGAAGGGGUCCCUAGCAGCUGGGGAAGCGCACCAGUUUAUUAUAAAGCUAUUUACCUCGUUCAUUACCGAAUCAGACAACUCCAAUUCGUGGAAUAUCAAUAAUGGAUGGGGUGAGUUAAUAGAGAGAAUCAUUACUGGUUCUUCAAGAGGUGUUGCAGUUAAUCCUCGUGCUGAACGUCUCAUACUAUCUAUUAAAGAGUUCAAAAAUGAAGGAAUUUCGGAUCAAAGCACUCUGAACAACUCCUUAGCGAUUGCGCCUAUCCGUCCCCUAUUUUAUGAUCCGUUGAGUGCCAAUAGAGAGAGAAUAUAUAUCCAGUUGGUCAAUGUGACUACCACCUUAGACUUGGGAAAAACGCCUUUUAUCACAACUCAUCUCAAAGCAUCUAAUAAGAAUUACUCGUUUCAGAAAUCAUCCAACGAAGUUCCGAAAGACCACUGGGAAUUCUUGACUGUUGCUCCUGGAGAAUACGUCAACGAAAUCAUUUUGCUCAAUAAUAUUCCAUCCAAACCAAGAAGUUCUACCUCUGAUUACAUUAUUUUCACUAUUUUUGGUAAUGAAGAGUAUCUCGGGGAAGCCAAACUUUUAUUUUAUGAUGGUAAAUCUGUUUUUGAAGAUAAGAAAGGCUGUUCAAUUGAUAUUAUGUCAAAUGAUGAAGUUGUUGGAAAAGUCCAAGUUGAGGUGGAUUAUCAAGGUAAAGUCUACAACUUGGAUCCUAAUUUGGAGUCAAUUUUGAACUGGAAGUCAAUCUUUGCCAAUAAUUUCAAAGCGAACGAAGAGAGUAUCUGCUCUACUUUGACAAAAUUUGGGCGAACAAACGUACUAACUGUUGUCAAAUACUUUGCUGCAUUGGUGAUGAGCGAGUUUGAAAUUUAUGAAGCUGCACUUGAGAACGAACUUCCUACUUUAUCCAAAGUGGCAUUUGAAUCUAUUGUGCACCUUCUCGAUGUUGCAAUUGCUCGGCAAAAAUCAUAUAUAUACCUUUUUGAUGACUUUACCAGAAACUAUGCUAAGCUCCUACCUAAGGUUGCCCAGCCUUUUUUGAAUCAGAUCGUCAGCAUCUUUGAGAACGCUGAACAGGAGUGGUCACAUGUGUCCCGUUCCUUAUGUCGUGCAAUUCGUCUCCUUUUGACGUUGUUCCAGAAUAUGGCUGAUGUAUUACCAAGAAUUCAAUUACACAACAAUCUUACAAGAUUGGUGAAUGCAAUUGCCAAAUUCUUCUCGUUUAAAAAAGAUAAUUUAGUUUCUGAUCAAGUUCUUAUUCUCAGUCAAGUGUUGCACAUUAGAGAGACUUUACUUCUUGGAUUCACACCUCUCAAUGUUUGUAAAGACAUGAUUACCUGGUUCGAUAUAAUUGGCACUAGGGGAUUGGGUACCCUUGAACAAGGCGCCAACGUGCAAAACAAGCCACUCUCAAGAGAACGUGAGCUUGUUAUAACCAAGCUGAUACUAUUGAACAGGAUGUUACACAAAUCAUAUAACGAUGAUUCGGAUAUUUCCAACCUUUUGAGCAACUAUGCAAUCCAUGUGUCAUUGGAAGUCUUACUUGGACAGUCCGAUGUCUCUGCAUCAAGAUUGUCUUCUACGAUACUGAUUUCUGUAUUUUCUGCUACUUGGCAGAAAGGUGAUGAUGCAACAGAGCAGGAAUUACUAACUAUAGCUCAACUGUUACCGUUAAUGAGCAAGAUAUUUAACAAAUACUACAAGUCGUAUAAGAGAAAUGACUUGCAAGCGAAGAGAGUUUUCACUCAACUUUUUCAGACAAGUUAUCCAUUCACAGAACAUACUGUGGAUUCAGUUGUCAACAACGAAUCCUUCUCGGAGCUCUUGCUUGAGUUUUCUACUCUCUUGACAUUUAUAGUUCAAGCAGGCCAAAGGUUAUCGGAUGAGACUGGCAUUAUGAAGGUAUUGGAGAUGUCCAGUAAGCUGCAAGGGAAAGAACCUGAUAUUUUGUCAAGUGAAGUCUUACUAUCCAUUUUGAAGACGCUUAAGUUUAUCGACGAAGGUAUGUUUUACCCCAAAGAUAAGUGGUUAUCUGCUAGUGCUCUUUUUACCGUUACUUCCUAUGGGGCGUUUGAAUUGAUAGCCCACACAAUGUGUACUUACUAUAUUCCCUCCGUGGACAACUCGGAGUCAUUCGAUCGUCUACUAUGGGCAAACUUUCUUAGAACUUUGUUAAAGAUCUCUACGAGCAUGCCCGUCGCCAUUGAACAUCUCACUAGCAUCCCUGCUAUAGGGUGUUUGAAGAUUACAGGAGAUCUUAGAGUUAAGACUGCCAAGUUAUUGGAGAACAUUUGGGAUAAACUAGCUUGGGAAGCCCUACCUGAAGAUGUUCACAGAUUCCAGUUGAAAAGGUUCGGCGGAUACCAGGUGGAAUUCAUUAAUUACGACUUUUCCUGCUUUAAAGAUUUGAUCUUACUGUCUUUGCAAAAACACGAAUCUUCUAGAGAGGUAGGCGUUAAAAUGCUCGGUUCAAUCAUAAUUGCCGAAUGGUUAAUAAGUGAGAAUCUAUUUGACGUUGAAAGAGAAUGUAUUCUAGGCUGCUACGAGAUCUACAACAGUGAAGGUUACCGACCAAGUUCGGAGGAACAGCAACUUUUUAUCAAAAGAUUAAAGCAAAUCUUGCAUGUUGAUCCCGAAGAUGUGGCCUACAAGCCGGUAAAGAAAUUUGUCUCCACCCUUGCCGAAUUUUUGGAAAUACUAAAUGAUCUUGAGAAUGUUCCAUUGGGGGAUGAGUUUGAUGAUGAGCGUACCUUCCAUAAACUUAACAUUUCAGGAUACCUAAUGGAAGUUAAUAGUCCCGAAGUUCUUCAAUCAUUCAUCAAUGGAAUGUAUGAGGAUAAUAAACUCAAGGAAAACUUUGUUCAAGCUGCUCUGAGUUUGGAGUUAUUGGCAAACACCUAUGAUUGGGACAUUGAUACAGUUUUACCUAGGUGCUAUGAGCCAGAAUUCCCGGCCCAAACUCCAUUUGAAAGAAAAGAGGCUCUUUUCAAGCUCAUUGCAGACAAUUUUGCUAAGGGAAAUAGAUUAGAGCAGGCCGUCGAUUGCUACAAAGAAUUGAUUGAAGCAUAUGAUAAAGUCAGUUUUGAUCUUCGUGGAUUGGCAUCUGCGCAUGCUAAGUUGGCUAAAGUUUACAAGGGAUUGGAAGUCGUUGAUAGAGUAACACCAUCAUAUUUCAAGAUUUCUUUUAUCGGUUUGGGAUUUCCAACAGCCAUCCGAGGAAGGCAAUUUAUAUAUGAGGGUCUACCUUUUGAACAUAUCACUAGUAUUCAUGAUCGUUUGUCAAGACUGCAUCCUGGUGUUCGUAUAAUUAGUGAAGAAGAAGAAGCUGAAAAAUUGAUUGAAGAGGUCCCAUUUGGAAGGUUCUUACAUGUGAAGACAGUCGAGCCUUUCAAAGAUUUGGCCUCCAACUUUACCCAUGCCACGAUAUCCAUGAAGAGGUAUAUGGACAAUAAAGAUCUGAAGGUUUUCGUUUCGACGAGAAGACUUCCAGGAGCUACAGGAGUUACAGAUUUGUGGACCGAAGAAACCACAUAUGAGACCUAUUUGACAUUCCCUGUGCUAAUGAACCGUAGUGAAAUCAAAUCUGUGAAGACGGUCAAAAUAUCACCCCUGGAGAAUGCCAUUAGAUUGUUAUCUAUCAAGAAUCAAGAUUUGGCAACGUUAGAGUUAUUUAUAAGACAUGCACUGAAAGCAGAUGAAGAUACUUUAGGUUUAUUCAAUGAUCUAUCUCGUCAACUGGCUGGCACUAUUGACUCACCAGUGAAUGGCGGUGUAACCCAAUAUCGGGUAUUUUUCACGUCUGAGGAGGAAGCGGAAGAUUCUUUCAGUGGAGAGGAAGUGAAACUUCUCAAGUCAGAAUUCAACGAUCUAGUGUUAUUAUUAGGUCGCUGCUUGAUUCUCCAUGGGAAACUAGUCUCCAAAUCUUUAAAGAAAUCCCAUGAUUCAUUGAUUGAUCUGUUUGAACAGAAUUUUACUGAUGAAAUUCAAGAGCUUGAAAUUGAUUUGGAAAGUAUAAGAAAUGCCAAAAUGAUUGAUACCAAAUACUCUGACCAUCUUCCUAAUUUCCGUCCUUCCUCCAUACGGACUGAGAGCAUUCACAGUGUUGGAGAUAACAGCCGUAUUGAAGUGUCAUCGGGAUCACUUUUAUCCGAAUCUUCUAGUAGACUGACUAAUUUAACAGAUGGUACUAGCCGAAGCGCAGCUACAAGAAAGAGGACUGCCUUGAAUUGGAGGAGAAAUAGAUCUUAA
This is a messenger RNA of Komagataella phaffii GS115, 5571 nucleotides long. RefSeq lists its product as uncharacterized. Gene Ontology annotation, cellular component: plasma membrane; cytoplasm. The coding region runs from base 1 to 5571 and encodes 1856 amino acids. The transcript has a single exon. The record is from RefSeq and is a predicted model, not a curated record. Gene Ontology annotation, molecular function: small GTPase binding; guanyl-nucleotide exchange factor activity. NCBI's taxonomy places the organism in Eukaryota, Fungi, Ascomycota, Pichiomycetes, Pichiales, Pichiaceae. Gene Ontology annotation, biological process: small GTPase-mediated signal transduction.